This is a messenger RNA of Rhipicephalus sanguineus (brown dog tick), 1648 nucleotides long. RefSeq names its product retinoid-inducible serine carboxypeptidase. The record is from RefSeq and is a predicted model, not a curated record. Bases 223 to 1575 code for a protein of 450 amino acids. The transcript is spliced from 13 exons. Lineage: Eukaryota; Metazoa; Arthropoda; Arachnida; Ixodida; Ixodidae. Gene Ontology annotation, biological process: proteolysis. Gene Ontology annotation, molecular function: serine-type carboxypeptidase activity.
GAAGUUCAAAAGCGAAACAGUAACCACCAUUGGCGGCGGUUGUUGUGCGUACAUACGAUAGUCGCGCGCGCAACGCGAUAACGCUGUUUCAGCAGGCGCCAGUAAGCUAGCAGACCUAGGCGCGAUUUCAUAAAGGAGCCCGCUAUUAUCGCCGGAGUCGCACAUCGCUCGCCUCAAAACCGGCGGCUGCUUUUACUGCGUUGCACAGAGAGCGAAGAAGAGAUGCGUCCUACACUCGCCACCGCCGCUGCGAGCCUGUGCGUCGCGUUGCUGCUGUUGGGCGGUCAGCCGCAGGGGCCGACGGGAUGCCUUGCCGAGAUACGCGAGGCCUGGAGCUACGUCAAGGUGCGCGAGCACGCGUACAUGUUCUGGUGGCUCAUGUUCGCCGACACGCCCGAAUACCAGGCGGCGCCACUCAUCAUCUGGCUUCAGGGCGGUCCGGGAGCCUCUUCGACUGGGUUCGGCAACUUCGCCGAGAUCGGACCCCAGGAUGUCCGGCUGUUGCCGAGGAACCACAGCUGGGUGCGCUUCGCCAACCUGCUGUUCGUGGACAACCCCGUCGGCUCGGGCUACAGCUUCGUGACCAACGAAACGGGCUUCGCGGUCAACAACUCCCAGAUCGCUUCCGACCUGGUCGCCAUGAUCUCCGUGUUCCUCGCAAAGAUGCCAGAGUUCCAGAACGUGCCUUUGUACAUCUUCAGUGAGUCUUACGGCGGCAAGAUGGCCGCCGAAUUCGCCCUCCAGCUUUACAAGGCCCACGCCAGUGGCAAGGUGUCGUGCAAGCUGUCCGGUGUCGCGCUUGGUGACGGCUGGCUGUCGCCGUUGGACUCCACGUCGACGUGGGGACAGUACCUAUACACCAUGUCGUUCUUGGACAAGACCAACCUGAUGACUCUGAACAAGGUGGUAAGCGAGAUACGCCAGGCACUGGUCGCCAAGGACGGGGCCGAGGCGACGGCGUUGUGGGCCUCGGCCGAGGACAUCGUCGAACAGCUGACGAACGGCAUCGACUGGUACAACAUCCUACAACCCCAGCAGGAAUCAUCGGCCUCUCUGGGAGUGCUGUCCUUGCCGUCUGACAACACACUCGGCCGAGCGUUUGUUCGCCACGUGGCGCACUUCUACAACGUCUUCAACGGCACCCUGACCGAGCUCAUGAACGGACCAAUCAAAGAGAAGCUCGGCAGCAUCCCCAAGAACGUCACCUGGGGAGGUCAGUCCGGUGCAGUGUUCCAGGCGCUGAAAGCAGACUUUAUGCUGCCGGCUGUAGACACAGUGGACAGACUGCUGAAUGAGACUGACGUCACGGUGGCUGUGUACAGUGGGCAGCUCGACCUUAUCGUCGAUGCUCUCGGUACGCUGCAGUGGAUGGAGCAACUUAAGUGGCCGGGCAUGAAGGAAUUCCAGGCGACGUCCAAGAAGCCCAUGGUAGUCGAAGGCGAGACUGCCGGCUACUACAAGUCCUUCAAGAACCUCACCCUCUACUGGGUCCUCAAGGCAGGGCACAUGGUUCCAGCCGACGCACCGCUGGCAGCACAGUCGAUGGCCAGACACAUCACCACGGGGAAGUGGUGACGAAACGAGAACUUCACCAUCGUCAUCACCACUCCCUUCGAAGAAAGACUCAUCACACAAGGAGGAAAACUCG